Messenger RNA from Cucurbitaria berberidis CBS 394.84, 2381 nucleotides. RefSeq names its product di/tri peptide transporter 2. The transcript has 3 exons. Lineage: Eukaryota; Fungi; Ascomycota; Dothideomycetes; Pleosporales; Cucurbitariaceae. Gene Ontology annotation, molecular function: dipeptide transmembrane transporter activity; tripeptide transmembrane transporter activity. Gene Ontology annotation, cellular component: plasma membrane; fungal-type vacuole. Bases 167 to 2005 code for a protein of 612 amino acids. Gene Ontology annotation, biological process: oligopeptide transport; transmembrane transport. The record is from RefSeq and is a predicted model, not a curated record.
UGGCAGGUGGAUAUUGUGCGAGGAACGGAACGGGUGCGUCUGAUUAAAUAAAUAUGGAUGAGUGUUCCGCAUGCUGGGGGCACGUUCAGCUGUCUGGUAUUUUACUGAAAUCCACCCCGUCUUCCAUUGACCAGGUCUUUGGUUGCAGUUGAGCUUUGAAGCAACCAUGGCAUCCGCAAAUGAGACGCCGCAGCACUUGCAGCACGCGCAGGCGGAAGCAGACCAGAAGCCACACCUGUACGGUGCUUCGCUGAAUGACGCCAACGUUGGUGCUCAUGUCGAUCUCGAAAAGCCCCAUGGCGCCCUCGAAACGCGCGCCUCUCCUUCUCUCGACAUUGGCGAGGAGGACGGCCUCGGUGGUGUCAGGCCCACUGCCGAAGAGUUGAGGACGCUGCGUAAAGUUGGCGAGCCUCUCCCCAAAUCUGCCUUUUUGGUCGCCAUUGUCGAACUGUGCGAACGCUUCACCUACUAUGGUGCCUCUGGUAUCUUCCAGAACUUCAUUGCGCGUCCGCGUAGUGGUGAGGAGGGUCGUGGUGCGCUCGGUAUGGGCCACCAAGGAGCCACUGGUCUUUCUACCUUCUUCCAGUUCUGGUGCUACGUCACGCCCAUCCUCGGCGCCAUCAUCGCUGACCAAUACCUCGGAAAGUACAACACCAUCCUCAUCUUCUGUUUCGUCUACAUUGUCGGCCUCCUCAUCUUGACUUGCACAUCCAUCCCAAGCGCUCUCGACCACGGUGCCGGACUGGGCGGCUUCGUCGUCUCCAUCAUCGUCAUUGGUCUCGGAACUGGUGGUAUCAAGUCCAACGUCGCUCCCCUCAUUGCCGACCAGUACAAGAGGAGACAAAUGGUCAUUGGCCACGACGACAAGACGGGAGAGCGCGUUAUCAUCGACCCAGCCAUCACCAUCCAGAGAAUCUACAUGAUCUUCUACUUCUGCAUCAACGUCGGUUCCCUCUCAGCGCUUGCCACGCCUUACAUGGAGCGCGAUAUCGAUUUCUGGACUGCGUAUUUGCUGUGUCUCUGCGUUUUCUUCGUUGGUACCCUUGUCCUUGUUCUCGGCAGGAAAGCGUACGUUGUCCGGCCGCCCCAGGGCUCCGUCGUCACUGAUGCCUUCCGCGUCAUCUUUAUGAUGAUUAAGAACCGCAGCAUGGACGGCGCAAAGCCUUCGUACCAAGCCGGACUUGGAAGAGACGUCAAACUCCGCUGGGACGACCACUUUGUUGAGGAGGUGAAGCGCGCCCUCGUCGCUUGCCAGGUCUUCUGCUUUUAUCCCAUCUACUGGGUCGUCUAUGGAAACUUCUCCAACAACUUCGUUACCCAGGCUGGACAAAUGGCCGGUCACGGUAUUCCCAACGAUCUAAUGCAGAACUUCGACCCUAUUGCUAUCAUCGUCUUCCUUCCUCUUAUGGAUCAGUUCGGUUUCCCGCUCCUCCGCAAGUGGAAGAUUCCGUUCCCACCCAUCAACCGUAUUGUAGCUGGCUUCUGGGUCGCCUCUCUCGCCAUGGUCUACGCCGCUGUUAUUCAGUACUACAUUUACCAAUCCGGGCCUUGCUUCGACUCGCCUCUCUGUGACGCCUCCAAAGUCGAUGGAGUCGCCCAAGGAAACAAUAUCCACAUCGCCACUCAGACUGGAGCGUAUAUGUUGAUUGGUAUCUCCGAGAUCUUUGCCUCCGUCACAGGUCUUGAGUACGCAUACACAAAGGCACCGCCUAGCAUGAAAUCCUUUGUGCAAUCCAUGUUCCUCUUGACCAACGCCUUUGGUUCCGCUAUCAACGAGGCGCUGAACCCCGUCUUGGUUGACCCUAAGAUCCAGUGGAUGUAUGUUGGCUUGGCUAUUGCCUCGUUCAUCGCUGGUUGUCUCAUCUGGGUCAUGUUCCACCACCUAAACGAGACUGAGGAUGAGAUGAAUUCGCUUGACAAGGAUCUUGACAACGACCCAACCCUGCGGAGAAGCAGUGUCCAUGCCGACCGCACCGUAGGACUGCAUCACGAUGAGAAGGUAUAGAGCAAUACCUUGCGAUCGGAGGGAUAGUAGAAGAUGAUCCUAUCUAGCUUCAGAGAUAUGAAGUAGAAUACCUGCGCGUCGAAGCCUCGCAACGGAAUUAAUGCCAUUCAAAUGUUCAACAACAUGCGCUUGCACUUUUGAGUUUGACUCGUAUAUGACGUCUCUUUCUCCUGACUUAGCCUCGUAAAUCCUGCGCUUAUUCCACUUACGUCCAAUUCGUUGGUCGAUCGCUCGACUAUUGAAAGAUAGGAUAGUCACGUGCUGCAAGCCAAAGCCGAGCCAUUAGGCCCACAGAGGUCUGUGCAGCGCCCAAUGGGCCAUAAAAGAGGACAUGAGCAGUUUCACAAUAUUGGAAGGGUAAACACAUUGCGAGAAU